UGCGCGAGACACAUUUAUUCCAGGCGUUAGAAGGAGACGACAGGACGCCGGUACCGAGGUUAUAUUUAUCCUUUUUUUCUUGUCUUUUCUUUAUCUGACACUUCGAGCGCAUUCUCCCUGAUGUGAGAUUAAAGACUAAGAACGGAUCAUACAGUACGAACAGAUGAUGCGGUGGAUAUAAAGCUGGGCUCCAUGAGUGCUAUGAGUGACUCUCUGGGUGAGCUAGACACUCCAGGCAGCCUCGGCGAGAAAGCGGCCAUAUUUCGUGAAGGGAAGGGCAAUGUAAGCACACUCAGUGGCACCGACCAUGCCCUAAUCGCUCUGCACUCACCCUACCAGCCGCCCAGUGCUGUGCACAACAGGACUGCCGCCGCUGCAGCAGCUCUCUGCAGGGCGAAUAGGAAAUGUCAACAGGCAGAGGAGAUGCAGCUUAAUAUGGUCCAAAACACCUUCUCAGACCUGCUUCCCUCAGAGUGUUUGUUACCCUGGACCAAAAACAGUUCAACUCAGGUGAUCAAAGUAUACAGUGAGGACAACAGCAGUCGAGCCGUGGAGGUUCCCAGUGACAUCACUGCCCGGGAUAUCUGCCAGCUGUUCAUUCUGAAGAACCACUGCAUUGAUGACCACAGCUGGACGUUGAUUGAGCACCUUGCUCAUCUGAGUAUUGAAAGAAUCAUAGAAGACCAUGAAUCAGUCUUGGAAGUGCAGUCUAACUGGGGCAUGGACUCAGACAGCCGCCUGUAUUUCAGGAAGAAUUAUGCCAAAUAUGAGUUCUUCAAGAAACCUCUGGAUUUUUUUCCAGAAAGCAUGGUGUCUAUAUCGAGUGAAGCAAAUGGUCUCAUGAACCACUCGCAGCUUAUCCAGACAUUUCUCAACUCCAGCACAUGUCCUGAGAUCCAUGGCUUUCUCUACUCAAAAGAGCAGGGCAGGAAGUCCUGGAAGAAGUUCUAUUUUGUGUUGAGAAGGUCUGGGCUGUAUUUUUCCAAUAAGGGCACAUCAAAGGAACCCAGGCAUCUGCAGUUUGUUGCAGAGUUUUGUGACAGUGAUGUCUACACUUUGUUAUCAGCCCGAAAAACACACGGAGCUCCCACAGACUACGGAUUCUGUAUAAAGCCGAGCAAGUCAAGCUCUGCUAGGGACCUCAAACUGCUGUGUGCAGAUGUGGAGCAGACCAGAACCUGCUGGAUCACAGCUAUGCGCCUCUUCAAGUUUGGGAUGCAGCUGUACCAAAACUUCAUAGAGCCUCAUCAUAAGCAGAAAAUCUCUCCAAUGAGAAGCAUUUCAGAGAACUCUCUUGUGGCCAUGGAUUUCUCAGGGCAGAGGAGCCGUGUGAUUGAUAACCCAUCAGAGGCUCUGUCAGUGGCUGUGGAGGAAGGUCUAUCAUGGAGGAGGAAGAGCUGCCAUCGACUUAGCCACGGAAGCUGCUCCCCCUCCCAAAGCUCCCUCUCUAACAUAGCAAUCCACAUGGCUCAGCCGUGGUUCCACAGCAAACUGUCUCGAGACGAGGCUCACAAACUGAUCACCCAGCAUGGCCUCAUUGAUGGAGUUUUCCUUUUAAGGGACAGCCAAAGCAACCCCAAGACCUUCGUCCUGUCCCUGUGCCAUGCACAGAGAAUCAGACACUUUCAAAUAGUGCCUGUUGAGGAUGACGGCGAGCUUUUCUACAGCCUGGAUGAUGGAAACACACGCUUCAGUGAUCUGCUACAGCUGGUGGAGUUUUAUCAGCUAAAUCGUGGAGUGUUGCCCUGCAAGCUUAAACACCACUGUGCCCGAACCACCCUGUGAACCCAGCCCAAAACCGUUGUCCAAUCACCUUUUGAGCUGUCAAAAAAAAAAAACAGCAACUACUCCAACCCAUUCUACUCCAACUCCAAGAUCAUCCAGCUCCUUUCCCACACUUAUACACCCCUUCUCGUCCCUCUGCCAACCCUGAAGUUCACCUCUGACCCCUUUGCGCUCCAUCACACGACCACACACAUUCACAGGGUGACUCUGGACAAAUCGACAGCGCAGCUCGUGCCUUGGACAGGAAACUCACACAGACUCUUCCUGUCUAGUUUCAAUGUUCACUCCUAUGUGAAAUAAUGAUCAUAAGCUGUGGGGUGCUGCAAGAUCAAAAAAGACUUUAAUGGAAUUGAAAAGGGACUUGUUAAGUGCUGAGGAGUGUAUGAGAGUCCACUCUGAGACUGUGUUUUAUAAUAAGGCAGGAUUAAUAGCUCUUUAUGAAGAAGGUUUUGGUCGAUUGUACUGUACAAAAAAUGUAGACAUUGCAGCUUGAAUGAUUUGUAUGAAGCUUUCGAAUUCUGAGGUGAUGGGAGAAGCUAAAGUAGCAACCUGUCAGUCAGAGGGCUGACAACUUUUGUGUCCAUAUUAUGUGAACAGAAUAGACAGACAUGGUACAGCCAUAAUCACACAUGCACAAUAAGCUGACACUGCUGGUUUUGCCAGCAGGAAGAGGGCCUUCAGGGGAUGUAGACACCCUUCUUUGAGCUUUUGGGUAUAAUGUUAAAUGUUUAUGUCUCCUUGUUAACUCAUGUGACGAAAUAAUUCAGGUAUUUUCUAAAAAAAAAAAAAAAUGUGAUAUGUGUAGUUUGUUUGAGAGGUGAGACUUUUCUCUGUGCAUGCUGUAGGCCACAUUCUGUCCAAAUGCAAUGGGUUGUAUUAGCAUGAAAAGGCAGCUGUCAGUGCUGCUUUACACACUCCAAGCAGACAUGCACACAUUCUUUUGGUCUUUGCUUUACCAGAACAUGGAAUGUACAUACACAGAGACAUACACACUCACUUUAAACACAUAGAGUACAUAUGAACAUAAUAUACACACACAGCACCCUAGAUGCUGGAUCACACUGUAAGUGGUUUACAUGCUGAACAUUAAAACUCGGACAGAAUGUGUGAAGUCACUUGUUAUCAAUAAUUGAACAAAUCCAAUUUUAUAUUAAAAUGCAUAUUUUAUGGAUACUUGUUAUGAUUCAGGUUCUAGCGUUUAACCCCUGAAGUGGUAAGUUUCUGUUUUAAGAACAGUGAAGAUGACCACUACAAUCAUUGUCUGGCGAUGUGCUGUUUCUUCAGGUUGUGAGAUUUCACCCUCAAACCUUCCCUUAAGAAAACAAAAGCUAUUAGUGAUUUUGAAUCACAUGUAAUUAACAUGUUGUACUGUAAAAAAAGAAAACAACAACAAAAAAGCUAAAUAAAGAACACUUGAUAAAAAGUUUUAAUACUGUAAAAACAUUCAUGCAUUUGAGUUAAAAGCCAGGAAAAUGUUUCUUUCUUUGCUAUGUCUUGUUAGGUCUUGAUUUUGGACCAUGCUUAUACAGUAUCUUAGGUUGCAAUUCAUAUUUUUUUUUAAUAGAAAAGCAAACAACUUUUCUGUCUGUGUGUAAUAUUGAGUCAUGUUUUAUAAACUUUAGUAUGCAAAAUUAACCGACCUGAAUGAUAAGUUGUUUUAUAUUCCUGGAUAAAAGAAAAUGCAUUUAGAUAGGUCUUGAUUCACCAUGGUAUUUGCACUGUAGUCGAAACACUGGUAACUUUUCAUUUCCGAUGCUGAGGGAUGACUGUGACUUUUAAAUCCUUUUGUCAAAGGAGUAGAUUUAUUCCCAUGCUUCUGCUGAGAAGUGCUCUGCUCUUUUGAUACAGGCCCUGACAGUGUGGUGUAUGUGAAUGACACUGUUUAUAUAUGUCUCCUAUAAAACUGGCUUUGUUCA
Messenger RNA from Clarias gariepinus (North African catfish), 3701 nucleotides. It is a transcript of the gene grb14, whose product is annotated as growth factor receptor-bound protein 14. The record is from RefSeq and is a predicted model, not a curated record. Gene Ontology annotation, biological process: insulin receptor signaling pathway; negative regulation of insulin receptor signaling pathway. Gene Ontology annotation, cellular component: cytoplasm; plasma membrane. The coding region runs from base 193 to 1785 and encodes 530 amino acids. NCBI's taxonomy places the organism in Eukaryota, Metazoa, Chordata, Actinopteri, Siluriformes, Clariidae. The transcript is spliced from 15 exons.